AUGGCUAGUCCUCCUGUUCUAGCUUUCGACGCCGAGGGCCGUCCGGUCAAAUUCGAAACCUGGCUAGAUGACCUGCACCUUUUCCUACAGCUCACUGCCAAGGAAGAUAUUACACUGUACGACCACGCUCUCGGCCAUGCGACCGCCCCACUCGCUACUGCCCCCCCAGCUGAGCGCUCACAGUGGCAGACCCGUGACGCGCACGCUCGCUUUGCUAUUCGCAACUCCCUGCCGCUAGAUGAGCGCGAGCACUUCGGCCAGUGCAAGACUGCUAAGGACCUCUACACAGCUGUAGUGGCCCGCUACUCCUCACCCGCUUCUGCCACACUAGGCCGCCUCACUCUCCCCUACCUGUUCCCCGACCUAGCCUCUUUUCACACUGUCGCAGACCUCAUCACCCACCUUAAGACUAGUGAGGCUCGCUUUCGCGCUGCCAUGCCUGAUGAGUUCCUCGCUAGCAACCCCCCCCCGCUCUGGAUCACUCUCUACCACGUUGUCACCCGCCUCCCUGACUCUCUGCGCCCUGUCAGGGACCAGUUCCUCUCUCGCUCCCCCACUGAGCUCACCAUAGCCCUCCUCGAGAAGGAACUGCUUGCAGCCGAGGCUAGUAUCGUCGCUGUAGGCACCUCUCGUGGCGACCCUCGCGGCCCCUUCUUCGAGGGGUGCUCCCCUUCCCCCCUCCUCCCCUCUGUCGCCUCUGCUGCUGCUGUCGACCUCCUUGGUGCUGAGAAGGUCGGGGCUGCGUCUGCUUCAGGCGGACGACGCAGGGGCAGGAGUGGCAGGAGUGGGGGUGGUGGCGGAGGAGGCGGGGGUGGAGGUGGUGGCGGUGGAGGUGCGACUGGAGAGGCUAGUGGCGGCGGUGGUGGAGGUGACAGCGGUGUUGGGAGUGGUGACAGGGGCGGAGGUGGCAGCGGAGGCGGAGGUGGUCGUGGCAGCGGCAGGGGUGGAGGUGGCCGGGGCGGAGGCGGAGGGGGUGGUGGUCGUGGAGGCCCGGGGGGCGGUCAGAGUCAGCAGCCUGCCCCGACCCUUCAGGCCGCCCGUGAGUGGUAUGCGCGGCGCAGCGUCACCUGUCAGUACGUUAUUCGUACAGGUGACCGCACUGGCCAGACGUGUGGGGGGCCGCACCAGACGGAGCGCUGCUUCGCCCGCCUCAACGAUGCGUGGCGCACUCAGUUUCCUGGUGGGGGUGAGCUGCCGCGCUGGGCUGAUCUGCUCAGGAAGGGUGUUGAUAUUUGGGCACUUGACUUUGAUGCUAUUCUCACUGCCAUGUAUGCGAUGUCUAUUAGUGGAGAGGGUGCUCAGUACUUGCGUGUUCCGCCCGACCCGGGCAUUCAGGCCAGCCCCGCUGCUGCUCUAGGUGCUAGUGUGUCUGCUUCCGCAGGUACUUCUGCAGCUGCUGCUCUAGGUGCUUGUGCGUCUGUGCCCCCUGGUACUGAGUCGACUGCAGCACUGCACACCUUCACACUGGACUCAGGUGCUUCUCGCUCUUUCUUUCGUGACCGCACUGUCCUUGAGCCUCUAGCUCGGCCGGUUGCUGUCUCUCUUGCUGACCCCUCUGGGGGUCCGGUCCUUGCGACCUCCUCCACCACCCUUCCGUGUCCAGCGGUUCCGUCCGGCACGCUCUCAGGUCUCUACCUCCCCUCGUUCUCCACGAACUUGGUGGCAGGUAGUGCGCUCCAGGACUCGGGUGUUCACCAGUUCACCCCUGCCUACGAGCGUGUGACUCACUGCACGUGUGCUCGGACGGGCCGCCACCUAGCUACUUUCACUCGAGAGCCGGGGUCUGACCUGUACACACUGACCACUGAGUCCCCUCAGGUAGCUGCGUCUGCGUCAGCGUCAGGUCAGCUGUCCGCCCCCUGCUCGUGUCGCUCUCUGGCGAACGACACCGUCCUCUGGCACCACCGCCUUGGUCACCCGUCUGUGCAGCGCCUGCGGGCCAUGCACAAACGGGACCUUGUUGCUGGUCUUCCCAGGGUGCUCCCUCCCCUUCCUGACUCCCCUGCUCCUGACUGCAUUCCCUGUGUCGAGGGGCGGCAGCGCGCCGCUCCUCACUCCUCCUCCUUUCCCCCGACGACCGCUCCCCUGCAGACGCUCCACAUGGACGUGUGGGGCCCGGCCCGCGUCCGUGGUCAGGGUCAGGAGAGGUACUUCCUGAUAGUUGUUGACGACUACUCGCGCUACACCACGGUCUUCCCCUUGCGCGCCAAGGGUGACGUCCCUGGUGUUUUGAUCCCCUGGAUCAGCCGAGCCCGUCUCCAGCUAGGCGAGCGCUUUCACUCGGACUUUCCUGUCCUGCGCUUGCACUCUGACAGGGGUGGUGAGUUCGCCUCCGACCUCUUGGCAGCCUACUGUGCUGAGCACGGCAUUGAGCAGUCGUACACGCUUCCGGCCUCUCCACAGCAGAAUGGGGUUGCUGAGCGCCGCAUUGGCUUAGUCAUGGAGGUCGCUCGUACCUCCCUGACCCAUGCGGCUGCUCCCCACUUUCUGUGGCCGUUUGCGGUCCGGUACGCAGCGCAUCAGCUCAACCUCUGGCCCCGUGUCUCCUUGCCGGAGACUUCCCCGACUCUACGGUGGACGGGAGAGGUUGGCGAUGCGUCGCGUUUCCGGGUCUGGGGAUCUCGAGCUUUUGUCCGCGACACGUCCGCGGACAAGCUCUCGCGUCGCACUGUUCCCUGUGUCUUUCUUGGCUUUGUUCCCGACGCGCCUGGAUGGCAGUUUUACCACGUCACCUCGCGCCGGGUUCUGGCCUCUCAGGACGUCACUUUUGACGAGUCCGUCCCCUUCUACCGCCUCUUCCCCUACCGCACUGCCCCGCUCCCCCCCCCACCUCUCUUCCUCGCUCCAGGUGCUGAGGUACCAGACCCCCUCCCCCCUCAGGGUGCCGCUCCCUCAGGUGUGUCCCAGGUAGACCCGGGUGAGCCUGUCGAGGUAGCUGUUGACUCGCGUCCUGAGCCUGGGAGUGCUGCGUUUGAGGGUGCGGAGCCUGGGGGUGCUGAGCCUGGAGGUGCGGAGCCUGGGGGUGCUGAGCCUGGAGGUGCGGAGCCUGGAGGUGCGGAGCCUGGAGGUACUGAGCCUGGAGGUGUGGAGCCUGGGGGUGCUGAGCCUGGAGGUUCGGAGCCUGGGGGUGCUGAGCCUGGAGGUGCGGAGCCUGGAGGUGCGGAGCCUGGAGGUACUGAGCCUGGAGGUGUGGAGCCUGGGGGUGCUGAGCCUGGAGGUGCGGAGCCUGGAGGUGCGGAGCCUGGAGGUGCUGAGUCUGGGGGUGCUGAGUCUGGGGGUACUGAGCCUGAGCGUGCUCCACCUGGAGGAGACCCCUCCUCCCAGCAGCUGCAGGAGAGGUACCUCGAGUACUGCCGCCUCCGGAGAGGUGCUUCUGGAGCUCGUCCCGGUACUUCCCCUCCUACCCAGGAGCUCCCCCCCAUUCAGGUGAUCCGCGAGUGGUACACGCGGCGCUGCAGUCUUCGUAGUGGUGCUCCUGGUACUGCGGACCCGAGCGGUGGUGCUGUUGCUGGUGCUGAGGACCCGGACGCUGGAGCUGCUGCUGGUGCUGAGGACACGGGGGCUGGAGCUGCUGCUGGUGCUGAGGACCCGGACGUUGGAGCUGCUGCUGGUGCUGAGGACCCGACCGGUGGCGCUGCUGCUGGUGCUGAGGACCUGACCAGUGGCCCUGCUGCUGGUGUUGAGGACCCGGGCGUUGGAGCUGCUGCUGGUGCUGAGGACCCGACCGGUGGUGCUGCUGCUGGUGCUGAGGACUCGGGCGUUGGAGCUGCUGCUGGUGCUGAGGACUCGGGCGUUGGGGCUGCCACUGGUGUCCCUGCUGCUUCUGGAGACGCUGCGCGGCCGCGACCAGCGUCGUGA
Messenger RNA from Closterium sp. Yama58-4, 3858 nucleotides. The record is from the annotation of a GenBank genome assembly. Lineage: Eukaryota; Viridiplantae; Streptophyta; Zygnematophyceae; Desmidiales; Closteriaceae.